Molecule: messenger RNA, 753 nt
Organism: Solanum tuberosum (potato)
Lineage: Eukaryota; Viridiplantae; Streptophyta; Magnoliopsida; Solanales; Solanaceae
Exons: 1
Coding region: 1-753 (250 amino acids)
Source: RefSeq, a predicted model, not a curated record
AUGCAGAGAAUAUUAUCAGACCACUCUCCAAUCACACUCCAAGGUGGUUCCUGGAAGAAGAGCAAGAGCUAUUUUAAGUUUGAGAACUGGUGGUUAGGAACUGAAGGUUUCAUUGACAAAGUAAGGACAUGGUGGAAUUCUUUUGAUUAUACUGGGAGGCUUGAUUACAUCCUUGCAUCCAAAUUAAAAGCCCUGAAACACAAACUGAAGGAGUGGAGCAGAAGUGAGCAAAGGAAUCUAGGCCAACAGAGGAAAUCUUUACUUGAAAAGCUGGCUGCUAUGGAAAACAUUGCUACUGAUAGAGGUCUAACUGUGGAUGAGGCAACAGAAAAGGCAAGGUUACUUCUGAACUUGGAGGAUCUGAUAAAAAAUGAGGAGAUCUACUGGAGGCAAAGAUCAAGAUCAAUUUGGUUAAAGGAAGGGGAUAAGAACACCAAAUUCUUCCAUAAGAUAGCUAAUGCACACAAGAGGUACAAUAACAUAGAACAACUGCUAGUCCAGGGGAACAUUGUCCAAGAACCAAAAAGAAUCCAAGGGGAAAUAGUGGAGUUCUAUCAGAAGCUUUAUACAGAGGAGUUGCAGUGGAGACCUGCCAACAAUUUUUUAAAUUGCCCAAGGUUAACAGGGGAGGAAAAUGAGGAUCUUGAAAGAAGCUUUGACGAGGAAGAAGUUCUAAGGUGUUUAAAGCAGUGUGCAACUAAUGAAGCACCAGGACCAAAUGGCUUUACUAUGGGGUUUUAUAUCAAACGCUAG